ACUUUUUAUAUGUCAUUUACGUGUAGUGUUGUGACUAUGGUGUAUUUUGAAAAUGAGCUAUGGAUGUGUGUAGAUACAAAAGUAAGAAUAAUGGAUUUGCAUAUGAUUGUAUAAUUAUGCAGUCGAUGUUUCGUAACGAUUAUAUAACAGUAUUUUAAUAAUUUAAGUUGUAAAUAUUGUGUGGAAAACAUGGAAAUGGAACAAGAAACGGUGUACGGGACUCAUGAGGAUUCCCAUGUAGUCAUGUCAGAGAAGGUUCAAUCCUUAGCUGGGAGUAUUUACCAAGAGUUUGAAAAAAUGAUCGCUAAAUAUGACGAGGCUGUUGUAAAAGACCUCAUGCCACUCGUGGUUAAUGUGCUGGAGUGUUUAGACCUUUCCUACACAGAGAAUCAAGAGCAUGAAGUCGAGCUGGAGUUGUUAAGGGAAGACAAUGAACAACUGGUUACGCAAUAUGAGCGAGAAAAGCAGCUGAGGAAGACAACGGAGCAGAAACUGCUGGAGAUAGAAGACGCGGGCGAGGACGAGCGCAAGGACCUGGGGGGCAAGAUCGAGAGCCUGGAGUCCAUCGUGCGCAUGCUGGAGCUCAAGGCCAAGAACUCCUCCGACCACGUGUACCGGCUGGAGGAGCGCGAGCAGGAGCAGAAGCGGGAGUACGGCAAGCUGCACGAGCGCUACACGGAGCUGUUCAAGACGCACAUGGACUACAUGGAGCGCACCAAGAUCCUGAUGGGCAGCGCGGAGCGGCUGGAGGGCUCGUCGCGGCGCCACCCGGCCCUCGGCGUGCCCCUCAUGAGCAGGUCGUCGGGGCCCAUGUCGUAUGGCUUCGCGUCGCUGGAGGCGGGGCUGCGCUCGGUGACGAGUCCCGGGGACUUCUCGGGCCACGCCUCUCCGCCCGACAGCAACCACUCCAGCACCAGCCUGCGCAACGAGCUGCAGGAGAUGCAGGGGGGGCCGGACGACGACUCCGCCCCGCGGCACAUCGAGACGUCCGACAAGGGCCAGCUGACGGACGCCGUCCCCAUAGAGCACCGCGGCACCGUCACCAAGGGAGGCUGGGUGGACGGCUUCAGCCCCGGCACCAAGGACUCCACCCCCGACCUGGAGGACGUGGAGGGUCUGCCCUCCACCAUCGUGUCCCCCAUCGGCCGCAGCAAGACCAAGAAGGAGCAGCGGAGCGGGAACACCCUGUACCAGGAGCUGAGCUUCCAGGACGCGGAGGCGCUGGGCGAGAUAGACGACGGCGCCGACAUCACGGGCAGCUGGGUCCAUCCGGGAGAGUAUGCCUCGUCAGUUAACGACAACUUUUUCGGAAUGGGCAAGGAAGUUGAAAAUCUGAUUUUGGAAAACAACGAACUCCUAGCGACAAAGAAUGCGCUGAAUGUUGUCAAGGAUGACCUGAUAGUGAAAGUGGAUGAGCUGACAAGCGAGCAGGAGAUCCUGCGCGAGGACAUCAAGUCCCUGCACUCGCUGAGGACGCGGCUGCAGGACAAGGUGCAGGAGCUGGAGGAGGAGCUGCGACGGGUGCGCGAGGAGGCCGACAAGUCCAGCCGGGCGGCCAGGUCGGACGACGAGGAGGACGUGCCCAUGGCGCAGCGCAAGCGCUUCACGCGCGUGGAGAUGGCGCGCGUGCUCAUGGAGAGGAACCAGUACAAGGAGCGCUUCAUGGAGCUCCAGGAGGCCGUGCGCUGGACCGAGAUGAUCCGCGCGUCGCGCAACGACCCCGCCGCGCUCGACAGGAAGAGCAAGCAGAGCAUCUGGAAGUUUUUCAGCAACCUGUUCAGCCCGACGGACAAGCUGCAGCGGAAGCCCCUGCCGUACGUGAACGUGCGCUACAACGCGCCCACGCACCACAUCAGCCCCGCGCUCGACACCAUGCGCAAGCGCUCCCUCAACGACCGCAAGCGCGGCCUCGACUUCUUGGAUCCGGAGAUGUGAGUCUCGUCGGAGAAGGUGCAGCAGCGCAGGGCGACGGAGCGGCGCGAGCAGUACCGCCAGGUGCGCGCCCACGUGCGCAAGGACGACGGGCGCGUGCAGGCGUACGGCUGGAGCCUGCCCGCCAAGGGCCCCCCCGCGCGCAUGACGGCCUCCAGCUGCAGCGGCUCGGGCCACGUGCCGGUGCCGGUGCCCGUGUACUGCCGCCCGCUCACCGAGAAGGAGCCGGGCAUGAAGAUCUGGUGCGCGGCGGGCGUGAACCUGACGGGCGGGCGCACGCGCGACGGGGGCAGCGUGGUGGGGGCGAGCGUGUUCUACACGCAGCCCGGGGCGGAGGGCGAGGAGAAGGGCGGGGAGGAGCCCCCGGAGAAGGAGUGCAGCGAGGUCGACCGGCUGGACGACGAGCUCAAGGAGGGGGAGAGGGUGCUGCGCGAGGGGGAGGAGCUGGAGCUGCAGCUGUCCUCGCUGGUGUGGAUCUGCACCAGCACGCACUCGGCCAGCAAGGUGACCGUCAUCGACGCCAACAACCCCGCCGACAUCCUGGAGGGCUUCAACGCCUGCACGUCGCACGUGCUCUGCAUCGCCAGCGUCCCAGGGGCCAGGGAGACGGACUACCUGCGCGCCGACGAGCCCAACAACAAGGAGGCGGAGGGCCGGGAGGGGCCGCCCUCCCCCGCCCCCGCCCCCGCGGAGAACCGAGACGUGGAGGCGGAGCGGCCGGCGGGGGAGAAGGAGGGGGACGACGACGCGGCAGAGUCGGUGGUGGGGCGCAUCACUCUGGUCAGCUGCGCCACGGGCAGCGAGGCCCCGGAGCCCUCCGGCCGGGAGUCGGAGAGUGAGUUUGGGAAUGAAGUGCCGACGCACCGUCUGAUAAAAGAGGUGACAGGCAUUGUCAAAGAUGGCGUUUCGGAAGUUCAGAAAGAGAACGAGGUGGCGUACGAGGAGCUGGAGAAGAUGAGCAGCGUGCUGCCCACCAUGUGGCUGGGCUCGCAGGACGGCACGGUGUACGUGCACUCGGCGGUGGCGCAGUGGCGGCGCUGCCUCCACUCCGUGCAGCUCAAGGACUCGGUCCUCAGCAUCGUGCACCUGCAGGGGCGCGUGCUGGCGGCGCUGGCGGACGGCACGGUGGCGGCGUUCAGGCGCGGCACGGACGGCCAGUGGGACCUGGGCAGCUACCACGUGGUCACGCUGGGCAGUCCCGUGCACUCCAUUCGCUGCAUGGUGGCGGUGCACGGCCGCGUGUGGUGCGGCUACCGCAACAAGAUACACGUGCUCGGCCCCCACUCCCUCGCCGUGCUGAAGUCGUUCGACGCGCACCCGCGCAAGGAGAGCCAGGUGCGGCAGAUGGCGUGGCUGGGCGACGGCGUGUGGCUGUCCAUCCGGCUGGACUCUACGCUGCGGCUGUACCACGCCCACACUCACCAGCACCUGCAGGACGUCGACAUAGAGCCCUACGUCAGCAAGAUGCUGGGCACUGGCAAGCUGGGCUUCUCGUUCAUCCGCAUCACGGCUCUGCUGAUCUCGUCCAGUCGCCUGUGGAUCGGCACGGGGAACGGCGUCAUCAUCUCCGUGCCGCUGUCUGAAAGCGCGGGGUCGCGCGGCGGCGGCACGGUGGCGCGGGCGCCGGGCGGCGUGGUGCGGGUGUACGCCGACACGGCCGGCGGCAAGGUCGCGCCGGGCAGCUUCGUGCCGUACUGCUCCAUGGCCCAGGCCCAGCUCUCCUUCCACGGCCACCGCGACGCCGUCAAGUUCUUCGUCGCCGUGCCAGGUACGGGAAGUCUCUCCAUGACGGAAUCCAAGCCCAUAAUCGAAAACAUGGAAGCAGAAUCGUUAGAAGCUAAAAAAUCGUCUGCAAUGCUUGUUAUGUCUGGUGGAGAAGGCUACAUUGACUUUCGCAUAGGUGACGGGGAGGAGGGCGAGGGCGAGGCGGCCCCCGGCGCGGCGCCGCGCGAGCAGAUCGCCACCAGCGACCUGGAGCACCAGGGCGAGCGCAGUCACCUCAUCGUGUGGCAGGUGGCGCUGCAGGACUGACGCGGCUCCGCCGGCCUCCCUUCGCGGCCCCGGCAGCCCUUCUGAAACCCCUCUCCCGAGCUCGCGUCAGGGUGGCUAGCAAGCCGGCUCUCCCAGGCUUCCACUGAUGUUAGUUAGUCGCCAGCGACCCACAGGCGUAGCACACUUCGCAACAGCAGUUGUUUUAUCGCACCACUGUCGAUGAUAGCACUGAGGUCAACGUGUGUGGUCCAAGUGCCGAUACACUUACGAGCAGAAACUAGGGGGAAGAAAGGAUGUGUAUGCAGAAACUGUAAAAAAUCUAAGUGAGUGCCUGCUAUAACUUCAAAUAUUUCAAUAGCACCAUUCAAGCAAUUCCCUGACUACCUAAGAAAUUAUCUGACUUUUCCUUGUUGCUGGAAAUCCCCUGGCUUUGUUGCUAGCCACCUGGACGGUCUUCAUGCCUCGAUGCACCGUCAGUAAUGCCGAAACAGUUUUCCGCCAUGCUAACUUUUGCUUGUGGUGAAUCUGGAAAUACUUUGUAGAAUCAUUUUCAGUGCUUGUCGUUUCAGUCAGCAUUUAUUUAUUCAUUGUGUUGACUACAUUUUUGCUAUUUUAUCAAAAUGUGUAAGUUUUUGAAUUAUAAUGAAUCCAAUGUAUUUUCUGAACCUAGCUCAUAAAAAUAAUCUAAGUAGAACUCUAGGAACUGAGAGCAGAUAUUGCGAAUGGCUGGUUUCAAAAGUGUUGGUGCCACUGCGAAGGUGCUACACGUACGUAUCCAUUGUUCUCUCCCGAGGCUAACAAUCAAAGCUUAAGUCGCAGUAGGAAUUUUCGUUUUUUAUUCCUGCACUUUUUCUUGCCGUUGCAAUUGUCGAAAGAGAAUAUGUAACUGUUUUUUAUUUAUGUAGACAAAAAAAAAAGUACAUUUGUAUAUUGUGUUGAUUUUGCUUCAAAUAAUUGAAAAAUGAAUUUGUGGAAUAUUAUUAUUUAUUACCAAAUUGAUGAUUGCCUGUGGAAAUUGUUUGUUGUAAAUAGAUUUGCAUUUUUUAGAAGUAACCGGUGCUGCAAUUGAGGAACUAGUGCAUUUCCAAUUUAAAAUUAAGUGUACAAUUUUUUCUUUAUCAUUUUGUUAUUAGUGCUUGAUAAAAUUUUACGAUUUUGUAUAUAAAAUAUACAUAAUAUAUUUGCGAAUGGACACAUCUGUGUAGUAAAGUUGUUAUUAUUUACAAUUUGUUAGUGGUUCAAGCAAUCGGUUUUGAUGCUUAAAAACUUAAAUUAUUAAUUUGUAUAUAUUGCACCUUAUUAACAAUUAACUUACCAGGAUUUUGUGAUCUGUAUUUCUUAAAUGUGUGUACAAUAUUUACAACAUUAACUAAUUAUGAACUGAUUUAUUUGUUAAAAUAAAAUUAUUUUGUUAUGUAAUUUUACUUUUUUUUUAUGUAAUAAAUUUUACACUUGAUUUAUUCACAAUGCAUUUUCUCUUUCCUGCUCUUCUUUGUUGCAAGAAUCCUACGAGGUCACAUGUCCUAAUGUUAAAAAGCUGAGUGACACAAUAAGUCGCAUUCCCCUGGGUUUCAUUUGGGGCAGAUCGUCAACAGUCUAAUUGUUUAUUGUAACCACAAUAAAAAAAAAACAUUGGGUUAAAACAGUCAAUUUAUUUAUAUACUGUUAACUAAACAACGGAAAUAUAUAUAUUUUUUAAUUUAAUGUGACUUUAUUAUUGAUUUGCAUGAUGUUUCAGUCUGCUGCCUUGAGAAAGUCUGAGAGUGAAGUGUGCGUCCACUGGACAAACGUGGUUUAGUAUGAAUAGUUAUUUAUUGUUUGUGCCGGCCACCAGCUUGCCAACUGUCGGAUGUCGCGUGGUUGAGCAGUGUAGGGUUGCGGUUCUCCCCGCUCCAACCUCCCAGUGCCGCGCUUGGCACGGCCAUCUAGCACGGCGGCAGCUCUGCGCCGUAGUCACGUACUCGUGAGUACACUGAGGAUUCAUGUGUAGGAAUGCACUAAAUAACUGCGUACAUGCACUACAUGUGCUUAGUUCUGUCAAAAUGAGACAUUAUGCAAGGCAUUAUCACCGAGCUUACUACUCUAGUUUUCACUUAACUUUUUUACUUACAAUAAAAUUUCAUUGAAUAGAGAAUAAUUACAGAAAUAGGUACUACACUGAACUCUGACAUGACUGAAGUCAAAAGUCACCGGUAAUGUAAGCAAAUUGUCCAAGUAAUAUUGUUACGUGAGGAAAUAUAUAUGUUCAGAGCUAAUUAUGCUCAAUUCAGAAAAUGUAUGCACAAUAUUUAGACUUUUAAAGUAUUCUUCUUUGGGUUUGCCUUCAGCUUGAAUGUUCAUGAUUUUUCAGAAAGAAGUAAAAUUUGGAAUUGAAAUCAAAUACUAAAUGUGGAAUCGUACCAACCCUAAUAAAAAUAAAUGGAAAUAUAAUAGAGAUUCAGCAAAACAUGCAAAGUCUAACAAAGUACGUAUAUUUUAACAGAACUACGUGUAAUACGUUUACAUAAAGAAACAAUCUUAUUUUAAGAUACAGGCAGUCCAACUAAAAUGAUUUAUUUUCAAGAGUAAUAGAUGAAAAGUUAAAAAAAGUAUCAAUAUAAAAAAAAUACUUGUGGAACCAAGCAUGGAUAUAAUUAACAAUUUUUAGCUGCAUACAAUGUUUUCUGUUUUAAUAGAAAAAGAGACAAUCACAUAUUUUACCGUAAAGGUAUUAUAUUUAUUUUAUUUAUUAACCUUAUAGAGUAGAAGAAAUUAGUUUAUCGUUCAAUGAAUUAAUUUUGUGGCAGUUCAGUGCAGAUUUUAUUCUACUUGCAUGUAGGUAGGACUUUGAUGUUUGGUCAGACAAUGCGGUCAGACGGAUCGGACAGCGUGGUCGGACAAUGCGGUCAGACGGAUCGGACAGCGUGGUCGGACAAUGCGGUCAGACGGAUCGGACAGCGUGGUCGGACAAUGCGGUCAGACGGAUCGGACAGCGUGGUCGGACAAUGCGGUCAGACGGAUCGGACAGCGUGGUCGGACAACGCGGUCAGACGGAUCGGACAGCGUGGUCAGACAACGCGGUCAGACGGAUCGGACAGCGUGGUCGGACAACGCGGUCAGACGGAUCGGACAGCGUGGUCGGACAACGCGGUCAGACGGAUCGGACAGCGUGGUCGAAAAACGCGGUCAGACGUAUCGGACAACAUGGUCGAACAACGUGGUCAGACGGAUCAGACAACGCGGUCAGACGGAUCGGACAGACGUGACUGACCGAACAUGGCAGUUCCUUAAAACAACAUCUCGUGACAAUAAAUUUUGUUUCUGCUUUUGUGUUGGCCAUUAAUUUGGGAAUGCAGAGCCUUUUUUUAUAGUUUAUUCUAUAUUACUUCUAAUUUCAUAAAAAUCUCUUUGUUACAUUAAAUGUCAUGAGUUGUGUGCUCAGUAUAUACUUUAAGCUGUGGCUAACGUAUUUAAAUUUAUGUCAUGUUUUGCCCGCUGAGUUAUUAAAUAGAAAAUGCAUUGUGACCACUGUGUGUUGUGUACGAUAUUACCGAAGCUUUUCGUCGCAUAUGGAGACUGUUUGCUUGAGAAGCUAUAGAAAUAGUUGUGCCGCAUGUUCCUUCUAGAUCACAGAAGUUGUGGAUGGCACACCAUCUCGUUUUGAACAAUUUUGUGCGCUUUUACUGAUUUGUGAUGAUUUAUCUUAAAACCAAAUGAAUUUUCAACAGUCAGAAAAAUAUUGUUUUGUUUUGAAAUGUUUAAGUGAAUAAAAUUUAGCAUUUUUUAA
Bacillus rossius redtenbacheri is the source of this 7690-nucleotide messenger RNA. It is a transcript of the gene syd, whose product is annotated as C-Jun-amino-terminal kinase-interacting protein 4. Gene Ontology annotation, biological process: vesicle-mediated transport. NCBI's taxonomy places the organism in Eukaryota, Metazoa, Arthropoda, Insecta, Phasmatodea, Bacillidae. The record is from RefSeq and is a predicted model, not a curated record. Gene Ontology annotation, cellular component: cytoplasm. Gene Ontology annotation, molecular function: JUN kinase binding; MAP kinase scaffold activity; kinesin binding.